GGGAAGUGCUGACUUAGACUCCGGCCACGGCGCUUAAAACUGUUGGUAGAGAAACGAGCGUUUGGAUCAUUCCAGGCUCUUACUAAUCUUCAGUUCUUUACUGCAGUCAGGGAAACUAAAUUGAGUUUAGGUCGUUGUAAGAGACUGAAGUUGAACUUCGGCCUGAACGGAGAGCCUCUCUCCUCCCUACCUGGAGCCCUCUCCUGCUCAGAGCCUGUGUUGUCCUGAUGGCCCCUUUGCAUCUGACCUUGGAUCUUGCCAGACCCUGUGCUUCUUAACGCUGGGGCUGUGUUUGCUCAUUUCCGCCCCCACACUGGGCUUUUUGUCCACUUGUGAUGCCGAAGGGGGGUUCUUCUCACACUGUGUGUAAACUGAAUUUUGAGCAGCUUAAAGAAAUAAACACAUUUUUAAAAGCUAGCAUAAAGUAUUAAAAGAAAAAGAGGAAUAUCUCUAUAAUCUUAGGAUGGGGGAAGAGCCCUGAAGUCACAAAGGAAAAGAAUCACAUAUUAAACAACCUUUAUAAAGAUGAAGCAUCUCUGUGUGUCAGGAAAACCACCACAAAGGUAAGAGGCCUGCAUGACAGGGAGAAGAUAUUUGCAGCAUAUAAACAACCGUCAGCAUAUCCAUCAUGUAUGAAAGAUAAGGAGACAAACCACAAAGAAAAACAGGAAAAGGACACUCUGUCUCCUGCAACCUGGUGCCUUUUGAGUCCCAUCAACAUGUGAAUCGCACGUCCUCGUGGCCGGGAUGUUCCCAUGAGUCAUGAAGGCAACCGCGUGGUCUCCGUCCAAGCCUGUUUACCAAAAGUCCCGUUGGCUGCCAUCUGUCAGUUCGUUAAAAUUCUUACCUGCCCGAUGUUGGGCUGGGGGCCGUGGGGUCCUGCCAUCCCCAGGAUCACACACGAAAGUGCCGAGGCAAUGGCUUAUGUACAGAGAUAGACUUCCAGGCCAAGUCGCUUUGCUGCUUCCUGGCCAUGUAACACUGGAGAGUACAGCAACUCUCCACCUCAGUUUGCUCAUCUGUGAAACGGGGUUCAGGAUGCCAUCUUCGUCACAUGGGGCGUUGGGGCCGUGGAGUGAGCCAGGCGCUCAGGCAUUGCCCACCAUGGUGUAGAUCCCAGCACGCCAGCUCUGAAUAUGACUGACGGCUUAGUCUUUCAAGCCUCCUGAAAGGAAGUCCUUUCCUGCCUCUUUCUUAGGACCCUGGGGCCAUGGGGACUGUUGCAAGGCUUGAAGGAUGAGCACAGGCAGAGAGCCAGCACUCACUUUCUUAAGGCACCUUUGGAACAUGAACGAAAGUAGAAACGGUCACUCUCAGAAGAAACAGGACUUCCUCUCAGCCACGCCCUCUCCCGGGAUCCUCUGGGGCCAGUUUUGGGGGCUGCUGGCUUCCCAGCUGACUGCCAGGAUCGCCAGGCUUGGCCAGCCUCCCAGGCCUCAUGCCACAGCCAGGGCCUGUGCAUGCUGAGUCACCGCGAUAGUCCGUUCCUGUUCUUCCUUUGAAGCGACAUUCCAGAUGUCCACAGGACUGGAGAUACUCCGUUUCCCCUCCUGGGCAAUUUGAUUUAUAGUUUACUCUCUCCCCUGUCGUACGUUACAAGCUCUGUUUGUUUUAUUAGCUUUCUAGAGAGUUGACAUUGCAGCAACAGAGAGAGAAGAUGGCCGGGAAUGAGAUAAACGGCAUCACUGCGGCACUAGCUGAGGAACUCUUUGAAAAAGGCGGUGCCGAUGAGGUCACUGAGGACAAGAGGGUGCCUGGCCGGGAGGAGCAGAGUGAGGACUGUUGGGAACCCCGCCUGCUCGCAGGAGAACAGCUCCUGGGGGCUGGCGAGGUCUUUGCCAUCGGGCCCCUGCAGCUGUACGCGGUCACUGAGCAGCUGCACCACGGAAAGCCCACGUGUGCCAGUGGGGACGCCAAGACUGACCUCGGGCACAUCCUGGACUUCACCUGUCGCCUUAAGUACUUGAAGGUUUCUGGCACAGAAGGACCAUUUGGAACCAGCAACAUUCAAGAGCAACUCCUGCCUUUUGAUCUGUCAAUAUUCAAGGCUCUUCACCAGGUGGAGAUAAGUCACUGUGGUGCCAGGUACAUCCGGGGACUCGUCGCGUCAAAGCCCACCCUAGCCACAAUAAGCGUCCGCUUCUCCGCAACCUCUAUGAAGGAAGUCCUUGUUCCCGAAGCCUCGGAAUUUGAUGAGUGGGAGCCAGAAGGCACAGCCCUGGAAGGCCCUGUGACUGCUGUCAUCCCCACGUGGCAGGCACUGACCACUCUAGACCUGAGCCACAACAGCAUCUCCGAGAUUGACGAGUCUGUGAAACUGAUCCCAAAGAUUGAGUUCCUGGACCUGAGUCACAAUGGAGUGCUGGUCGUGGACAACCUGCAGCACCUCUGCAGCCUCGUGCACCUGGACCUGUCCUACAACAAGCUCUCCUCCUUGGAAGGGGUGCACACCAAACUGGGCAACAUCAAGACCCUCAGCCUGGCGGGCAACCUCCUGGAGAGUCUGAGCGGCCUGCACAAGCUCUACUCCCUGGUCAACCUGGACCUCCGCGACAACAGGAUCGAGCAGAUGGAGGAGGUCAGGAGCAUCGGCAGCCUCCCGUGUCUGGAGCACGUGGCCCUGCUGAACAACCCCCUGAGCAUCAUCCCUGACUACCGAACCAAGGUGCUGGCUCAGUUCGGAGAGAGGGCCUCCGAGGUCUGUCUGGACAACACAGCAACCACAGAGAAGGAGCUGGACACCGUGGAAGUGCUAAAAGCAAUUCAGAAAGCCAAGGAGGUCAAGUCAAAGCUGAACAACUCGGAGAAGAAGAUCAUUGAGGAUUCCCGGCUCUCAGCUGCCCCUUGCGUCCGACCCAGUGGCUCCCCUCCCAGCGUGGCUCCCACCGCCGCCUCCCUGCCCCAGCCCAUCCUCUCCAACCAAGGUAUCAUGUUCGUGCAGGAGGAGGCCCUGGCCAGCAGCCUCUCAUCCACGGACAGUCUGACACCCGAGGACCGGCCCAUUGCCCGGGGAUGCUCUGAUUCCUUAGAGUCCAUCCCUUCCGGACAGGCACCUUCUGAUGAUUUACGGGACAUACCCGGAGCUGUUGGCGGUGUGAGCCUGGAGCAUGCGGAGCCAGAGGUUCAGGUGGUGCCCGGGUCUGGCCAGAUCAUCUUCCUGCCCUUCACCUGUAUCGGCUACACAGCCACCAACCAGGACUUCAUCCAGCGCCUGAGCACACUCAUCCGGCAGGCCAUCGAGCGGCAGCUGCCCGCCUGGAUCGAGGCUGCCAACCAGCGGGAGGAGGGCCAGGGCGAGCAGGGCGAGGAUGACGAUGACGACGAGGAGGACGCCGCUGAGAACCGCUACUUCGAAAUGGGGCCCCCAGAUGCGGAGGAAGAGGAGGAGGGUGGCCAGGGGGAGGAAGAGGAGGAGGAGGAGGAGGACGGCGAGGAGGAGCGCCUGGCCCUGGAGUGGGCCCUGGGCGCAGACGAGGACUUCCUGCUGGAGCACAUCCGCAUCCUCAAGGUGCUGUGGUGCUUCCUGAUCCACGUGCAGGGCAGCAUCCGCCAGUUCGCCGCCUGCCUCGUGCUCACAGACUUCGGUGUCGCCGUCUUCGAGAUCCCACACCAGGAGUCGCGGGGCAGCGGCCAGCACAUCCUGUCAUCCCUGCGCUUCGUCUUCUGCUUCCCCCACGGCGACCUCACCGAGUUCGGCUUCCUCAUGCCGGAGCUGUGCCUGGUGCUCAAGGUGCGGCACAGCGAGAACACGCUCUUCAUCAUCUCGGACGCCGCCAACCUGCAUGAGUUCCACGCCGACCUGCGCUCCUGCUUCGCCCCGCAGCACAUGGCCAUGCUGUGUAGCCCCGUGCUCUACGGCAGCCACACCAGCCUGCAGGAGUUCCUCCGCCAGCUGCUCACCUUCUACAAGGUGGCGGGCGGCUGCCAGGAGCGCAGCCAGGGCUGCUUCCCCGUCUACCUGGUCUACAGCGACAAGCGCAUGGUGCAGACCGCCGCUGGGGACUACUCGGGCAACAUCGAGUGGGCCAGCUGCACGCUCUGCUCGGCUGUGCGCCGCUCCUGCUGCGCGCCCUCCGAGGCCGUCAAGUCGGCUGCAAUCCCCUACUGGCUACUGCUCACGCCCCAGCACCUCAACGUCAUCAAGGCCGACUUCAACCCCAUGCCCAACCGCGGCACCCACAACUGUCGCAACCGCAACAGCUUCAAGCUCAGCCGCGUGCCGCUGUCCACGGUGCUGCUGGACCCCACGCGCAGCUGCACCCAGCCGCGGGGUGCCUUCGCCGACGGCCACGUGCUGGAACUGCUCGUGGGCUACCGCUUUGUCACUGCCAUCUUUGUGCUGCCCCAUGAGAAGUUCCACUUCCUGCGCAUCUACAACCAGCUACGGGCCUCGCUGCAGGACCUGAAGACCGUGGUCAUUGCCAAGACCCCCGCAACCGGGGCCCGGUCCCAGAGCCCCCUUGUGGAAGGCCAAGCUGCCGAGGACAGGGCCAGGUGCAGCAGUGACCAGCGGCCCCAGGAAGCCCCAGCAGAGGCUCCAGCUCCAGCCCCAGCCCCAGCCCCAACGGAGGCACCAGCCUUGGACCUGGCCCCGGUGGAGGGCCCAGCUCCGGCCCUGGAAGAGGCCUUGGGCCCAGUGGAGGCCUCGCUUCCAUCUUCAGCCCCAGCAGAGGCCUCGGCCCCAGAGCAGUCCCCAGCAGAGAGCCCGGCCCCAGCCUCUGUGGAGGCCCCGGCCCCGGCCCCGGCCGAGCCGCAGGUGCAGGCGGAGGCCCCCGCUCAGUACCCAAGCGAGCACCUGAUCCGCUCCACGUCGGAGGAGAAUCAGCUCCCCUCACACCUGCCCGCCUGCCCGUCCCUCCGUCACAUCGCCAGCCUGCGGGGGAGCACCAUCAUCGAGCUCUUCCACGGCAGUAUCGCCGAGGUGGAAAACGAGGAGUUGAGGCACCUCAUGUGGUCCUCAGUGGUGUUCUACCAGACCCCGGGGCUGGAGGUGACCGCCUGCGUGCUGCUCUCCACCAAGGCCGUGUACUUCGUGCUGCAUGACGGCCUGCGCCGUUACUUCUCCGAGCCCCUGCAGGAUUUCUGGCAUCAGAAGAACACAGACUACAACAACAGUCCCUUCCACAUCUCCCAGUGCUUUGUUUUAAAGCUCAGCGACUUGCAGGCAGUCAACGUUGGGCUUUUCGACCAGUAUUUCCGGUUGACGGGCUCCUCCCCGAUGCAGGUGGUUACCUGCUUGACACGGGACAGCUACCUGACACACUGCUUCCUACAGCACCUCAUGGGCGUGCUCUCCUCACUAGAGCGCACACCCUCCCCCGAGCCUGUCGACAAGGACUUCUACUCCGAGUUUGGGAACAAGACUGCAGGGAAGCUGGAAAACUACGAGCUGAUCCACUCAAGCCGCGUCAAGUUCACCUACCCCAGUGAGGAGGAGAUCGGGGACCUGACGUUCACUGUGGCCCAGAAGAUGGCCGACCCAGAGAAGGCGCCGUCCCUCAGCAUCCUGCUGUAUGUGCAGGCCUUCCAGGUGGGCACACCGCCCCCCGGGCGCUGCAGGGGCAUGCUGCGCCCCAAGACGCUCCUGCUCACCAGCGCUGAGAUCUUCCUCCUGGACGAGGACUUCGUCCACUACCCACUGCCCGAAUUCGCCAAAGAGCCACCGCAGAGAGACCGGUACCGGCUGGACGACGGCCGCCGCGUCCGGGACCUGGACCGCGUGCUCAUGGGCUACCAGACCUACCCGCAGGCCCUAACCCUCGUGUUUGACGACGUGCAGGGCCACGACCUCAUGGGCAACGUCACCCUGGACCACUUCGGGGAGGUGCCAGGUGGUCCCACCAGAGCCGGCCAGGGCCGUGAGGUCCAGUGGCAGGUGUUCGUGCCCAGCGCCGAGAGCCGCGAGAAGCUCAUCUCGCUGUUGGCCCGCCAGUGGGAGGCCCUGUGCGGCCGGGAGCUGCCCGUCGAGCUCACCGGCUAGCCUGGAUCACGGCCGGCUCUUGCCACCUGCCAUGUCUGGCCUGGCGUCCACUCAGGGCGGGAAGCAGGCUUUCUUUGUUCUUUUCAAAGUGUUUCUCCCCCCUUUUGGGUCCCCUCGUUGGACCGUCCUUGCAGAGAAUGUGCAUUCAGUGACUUCAGUGACUUCUUUCCAGAGCUGGGAGUGAAAGCGCCGGCCCCCUCCGGGACCUCCCUGUGCCAUCCGCCUCCCGUUGGCUCUGUUGCCUCCCCAUGGGGCGGUGUGGCCAGCGCGCCAGUGUCGUGUUUUCUGUCGUGGGGCUGUUAUUGCCAAGUGGCGCCGUGGGUCAGCUUUACUCUUCUGUGUCCUUCCCCGAAAUGUCUCGUUCAGCCUUGUUGUCAUUGUGGGAGUUCGCUGCUAAUUGUGAAGCUGGUAGCGUAGUGCACAUCAAAAGCUCCCGCCCCGUGCAGUUUUCCAAAGUGGAGGCCUCUCCUGGCCCAGUCAAGUGGGAGAGCCCCAUGGGGACAGGAGUCUCCCGGCCUUGGGGCUGAAAGGGGUGGUGGCAGGGGACCUAGAGCUGCCAGCACUGAGUGUGAUUCCUGUCGCCUGUUUUCUCUAUUCCAAUAAAGCAGAGUUUGACACAG
Molecule: messenger RNA, 6600 nt
Organism: Mirounga angustirostris (Northern elephant seal)
Lineage: Eukaryota; Metazoa; Chordata; Mammalia; Carnivora; Phocidae
Gene: NISCH
Product: nischarin
Exons: 20
Coding region: 1658-5980 (1440 amino acids)
Cellular component (GO): cytoplasm
Molecular function (GO): integrin binding; phosphatidylinositol binding
Source: RefSeq, a predicted model, not a curated record